CCCAGGCCCAUGACUUGCAGUCUGCUGGCUGAUGAAGAAGAAGAAGAAGAAGACUCGCGACCACUGUUCUAAAUUUUCUGCAGAAGCUGAAGAAAACGUCGGUUGAAAGCAUCAGUUCUUGCACAUCAUGGGAUCUCCGGUUAAGGGCAUUCUGAGAAAGUACAUCGCCCCGAAGGACACUCGGCGUCUGUCCUUCGCUGCCGACGUCAAAAACCCCGAAGAUGAUCCCCUUCCUCCGCCGGAGGCGUUCAUUAUUAGGCGUCCGAGCUUUGCUGCUGGGGGAGUAGCGGCAAGUCCAGAGGGCGGGUCACCAGACGCUGUAGUUCCCGGAGGACCUCCUGGAGCGGUACCCGGGCGAGUCCAGGUGGAAAUAGUGCGAGACGACGACGGCGUGCUCGGAGGCAUCUUCGGUGACGACUCGAGAGCUAUCGUGCCAGUAGUAAUGUGCGCCACACUUGUUUUGAUCCUGGCCGUGGCGGGUUUCAUCGUCAGCCUCUUCGCGUCGUCGUCAUCCAAAACGGAAAAACCGCCAGAGCCCAUCGUCACCUUCAACGACACCAACGUCACUAUGACUAAAGUGACCUCUGCUGGCCGACACCACUUCGGUGUCACGCGUUUAAACAUGCCUUCUGAGAAUACCGCCAGUGGUGUGGAGGAGGAAACGCAGUGGGACCGUAGUGACAGGCUGACUACAGUCGACGAGGACAGCCCUGAUCUUGCCGAAUGGAGCGACACAUCUACAAGUGAUGGUGAAAGUGCUGGGGAUGGUAAGGCUGCAGCCCGACGCCACUAGUAUUGAUAUGGUGCGUGGAUAGGACAAAACAAGCUACGCUGUUAUUUAUAGCGUACAUAUGCGUGUAUAUUUAAGUUUACAAAACAUGGCAGCUGAAUUAAACCUGUUGUUGUA
Ornithodoros turicata is the source of this 907-nucleotide messenger RNA. RefSeq lists its product as uncharacterized. The transcript is spliced from 3 exons. The coding region runs from base 128 to 793 and encodes 221 amino acids. Lineage: Eukaryota; Metazoa; Arthropoda; Arachnida; Ixodida; Argasidae. The record is from RefSeq and is a predicted model, not a curated record.